AUGUUGCUCUUGAAAAUCUUUGCAUUCAUCAUCACUUCAAGUUCAGUUGAAGCAUCUGGGGGAGAUCAUCAUGGCCGUCCCUUCCCCGACCAUCUCCACCUUCCUUACGCCCCCCGCCAACUUUUCCAAGACCUCAUCCCAGAAACCCUUCUAUCCCUGGAUCAAUAUACUUCUUCACAUAUCAAUGAUGGUUCCAUCGGACAUAUAUGUCCACAAGCUCGUCCAGAUUGGACAGUGAAAGAAGGAGAUCCAAAUCGCGGCUUCAUUGGACCUGAGUUUGCAGUUUAUAAAGAUGGUAUUGUGAUUCUUGGAUCGAAAGAAAAUGGAAGUAUGAUUGUACCGGAAGGAGAAGUUAGGGUAGAGGAGGAUAGGUGGGUUGAUCAAGGAACGAGAGAGAGACGUAAGUGGUGGGGUGAAGCGCGAUAUUGGGAUGGAUAUGAGGGAGGUGAUGAGAACGGGGAUGGUAAUGAAGACGGCGGGAAUGAAAACGGCGGGAAUGAAGACAAUGGAAAUGAAAACGAUGGAGACAACAACGAAGAUGACGGAAACGAGGAUAAUGAUGAUCAAGACAACGAGGACGACGAUACACAGUCCAGUCUCAGAGUCUACAUAUCUCACAAAACAAUCCCACGCCCAUUAAGGAACUGGAAAAAUAAACUCUCUUCAUCUCAGCUUCAAAACACCGACUCCAUCACACCCACAUUUUCUCACAUCUUCAAAAUCAGGAACGAUGGUAAGAAAGCGGAAUGGCAUGCGGAGUGGAUAUCUAAUUGGAUGGAUAAUAGUGACAAGGCUUUCAAAGAUGCUAAGGGAAGUGAUAAUAAAGGAAAGGAUAGUGAGAUUGAAGAGAAAGAAGAGUUGAGAUAA
Botrytis fragariae is the source of this 867-nucleotide messenger RNA. Its product is annotated as putative carboxylesterase family protein. The transcript has 2 exons. The record is from RefSeq and is a predicted model, not a curated record. Lineage: Eukaryota; Fungi; Ascomycota; Leotiomycetes; Helotiales; Sclerotiniaceae. The coding region runs from base 1 to 867 and encodes 288 amino acids.